This is a messenger RNA of Morchella importuna, 3660 nucleotides long. RefSeq lists its product as uncharacterized. NCBI's taxonomy places the organism in Eukaryota, Fungi, Ascomycota, Pezizomycetes, Pezizales, Morchellaceae. The transcript has 4 exons. The record is from RefSeq and is a predicted model, not a curated record. The coding region runs from base 1 to 3660 and encodes 1219 amino acids.
AUGGCAUCGCCAUAUGCUUUUCAAAACCACCACCAGGCGUCUAGUCCAGCGAAUGGAGCCUAUACCCGCUAUAACCCGGCCUUAUACCCGGGCGGCCUCGGAGGUGGAGGAGGAGGAGGAGGAACAGGCGGAGUUGUGAGCGCGCCCACAGCCGCGACCACUCCGGCCACUGCGGUCGCAUCUCGCGGGAAAUGGUGGAGGAUAUGUUCCAAGACCGGCUGCUGGAGGAGACGCCCCCCCACCGCCAUACUCCCCACCGCAGCCACAGAGUUCACGACAACAUCUGAACCCCCGUCUACAGCUGAGCCCACCGCAUCAGCGCCAGAACUCAUGGCAAUACAGCAAUGGGAACACCCCAAUAUCGCCCGCUGCGCAUGGCCACUCACCAAUGAUCACCCCCUCAACUGCCUCAACCCAAACAUUCUCCCCCCUCUUCUCCCAUGGCCCAUCUGCAUCGGGUUGGAACAGCCCCUCGCCCCGGCGGCGGAACUACUCCCCCCCAACGCAUCGGGAACCCCGCAAACCUACGCACCCUCCGGCCUCCAACAAGCCACCUACCCCUCCCCCGACGCCGCCGUCCCCCCCAGCCCCGUCGUCUCCCCGCGCUCUAGCUCCCGUGGCCCUAACGGCAUCCCACCACCGCCCCCAGGACCCCCACCAAUGCGCCGCGACACCUCCCCCAUGCCGAGCCCCCCCGCACGCCGAACACAGAGCACGAGUAACGCAGCGGCCGUCAUGCAGAUGGGUAUGGGUAGUGGGCUCCGCUCGCACUCGAACUCGCCGCACGACCGCGCGCAGCAGCAUCCGCCAGCAUCAACAAGAGCAGACUCACUCACGAGGAUACCGCCCCCGCCGCCGGGACCGCCGCCAAGAGAUAACUCGGUUCCGCGGGGCACCAUGGCUCCAGGAGCGGUACGGGGCGAUUCGCGCAGUCGCGGGAGUAUACCGCCGCCGCCACCGGGGCCACCGCCUAGGAAUGCGAGUGUGCCGAGACAGGGGCCGACGCAGGUGAGGUCAGUGUCGUCGCCGGUGCCGAAUAGGAUGCAGAGUAGGUCGCCGCCGCAGAUAGGUAGGUUGAGUGCUGGGAAUGGAAAUGGGAGCUUUGAGGUUACGGCAGCGACGAUAUCGCCCGGUGCGACAACGACGAGUACGUCGCCGCCGCAGCCGCCACCGAAGCGCAAGAUGGAGGGAGAGCAGGCGCCGUAUAAGAAGAGCUCGCCGGGGCCGAGGGAGAGAGAUGACGAGGAGGAGGCGGUGCCGCGUGACGAGAAUAACAACCCGUGGAAGCAGAGCAUGAACCCGCCCAUCUCGAGCCCCACAAGUGAAGUUCACGGCCACGGGCGCAGAAACAGCGGACCGAUCGCACCAAGGAUCGACACAUCUGCCGCCCCAUUGAUUGACUUUGAGCGCGACUCGACGCCGCAGUCGUCCUCAAGGGGCCCGCAGUUCUUCUCGCAGGUGCGCCGGAAACCGUUGAAAUUCAUCACGCCAUCGCCUGUGACCGAGGAGCCGCCAAAGCAGCUGCCGACACCGCCGCCGGCGGGUGAGAGAGAUGGCAGACGGACGCGGCCGGUGUCGCAUCUGCUGCAUAUCCCGACGCCGACUGACACGCGGCUGCAGGCGCCGCUGCUAAAGGAUGAGGAGGCGAUGGACAGCUUUUAUAACUCGGCGCUGGAGCGGCACCGCAAGAUGAUCAGGCAGGAGGCGGCGGCGCAGAACGACGAGAAGCGCGUGAAGCUGUGGAUGGAGUUUGUGGUGCGCGAGUGCCAGUUGCGCGAGGAGCAGUAUCCUGAGGCGGUCAAGAAGAUGAAGGCGUCUAUCGUUGCGCAGCUGGGGACGGCGUUUUCGGUGCCGGAGCGGACGCAGGAGUUGUCUCCGAUUUCGCCGGUGUUGAGGGGUGGGGUGGACGGCGAUGUGGAGAUGGGGAACUCGGAGGAGGCGAACAGGAGGAAGAGGCCUGAGUCGCAGUGGUGGGGGCAGUACAUCAAGAACGAGGCACGCAACAACAACCACCACAGCGACGAGCACAACGACCCAGCACUCGAGGCCAGGAUCAGGGACGAGGAGUCUUCUCGCGGGAGGACUUCUUCACGAUGGUGGGAGGCAAGUGUCGAGGGAUCGCAGAGUGACUAUCAUGCGGUGCGCUCAGAUGGCAUGGGAGAGGACGAGUUUGGCUUUGGACGUGGAGGGCACCGGUAUCCCCGCGCUGCCCGGGCAUCUUUGAAGGAGAUUGCAGAGAACGUUGCAUCGACACCCCGCAACCACAUGUUCCCCAGCGACUACGCGGGAAGCUCCGCCUAUCCCCCGGACCGCAAAUACUCACGCUCACGGUCCCGCCCUGCGCAGUCACGCACACGCUCCAUGCCCCCACGGCCCGUCAAGACAAGCCUCGACAUCGCACCGCUGCUGACGCUUCUCCCGCCCUUCCCGCGCGAGUACCCGGCCGUCAACAACUCGCACCCGCAACUCGCCGUGUUCCGCAACCUCGUCCGCACGCUCAAUGACCUCUCGAGCGUCAACGCCGUCAAGCGUGACUUCAACGCGGCCUCCACGGCACGCAAGGAAACACUCGCCAUGGAGGCCCACAAGCGCCGCACCCAGCACUCGGACUACAUCCAGCAGCUCUACGCCUCCGACAGCGCCGCCAGCAACGGCCCCAGCAAGCGCUUCAGCUUCGGGCAGGUCGAGUCUCUCAACAGCGACUUCCAAGCCCGCGAAGACACAAUCACCGCCGACUCCCUCCGUACCGAAUUCGACCUCUUCCAAACCCGCGUCGUCGACCCCACGCACACAGACCUACAAGAACGCAUCUCUGCCGCCUCAGCCGCCUAUGCUGACCUCGUCCGCGAAAUCAAGACCUCCGCCGACUCCUCCCACCAUGGCACCACCCACCAGCAGGAAGGCAACGAGCUCCCCGAGCUCCUCGAGAAGCUAACAUGCCUAAAGUGGCUCUUCGACGUGCGCGAGCAGCUGCACCGCGAGCUCUACGACCUCCUCGCCGAGCGCACCCGCCGCUACAAGGAGGUCGUCAUCACGCCCUACUUUGUCACCCGGCAAGCCGACAAGAUCCGCGAAGCCGAGGACUACUUCAACCGGGAAGAGGCCGCCCGCCGCACGACCGCGGACACCGAGUCGCUCGAGCGCUACGCGGGCUUCCUCGACGUCGUCGAGCACAACUGCAUGAAGGGCGUCGAGGCGCAGAUCUCGGCGUUCUGGGAGGUGGCGCCGCUCAUCAUGGAGAGCCUGGAGAAUAUCCCGCUGGAUUUGACGAACGUGCACCCGAUUGUGCCGCCAGAGGAGUUUCAUGAGAACCCUGCGUACCUAAGGGAGCCGCUGAGGUAUCUGUUGGCGAAGAUACAGCAGGCGGAGAGGUCGGUGUAUCAGUUUGUGGAGGGGCAGACGAACUUGUUGUGUCUGCUGCAUGAGAUCAAGACGCUGAAUGUUGCGGCGGUAUGGAAGGUGAAGGCGGCUGGGGACCAGAAGGUGCAGGAUGAGGGGAGGGAGAGGGAGGCGGCGGUGCUGACGGAGGAUCUGAAGGAGAAGGUGAAGAUGUUGGAGAGUGAGUGGCAUGAGAGUUUGGGGAAGCAGUGUGAGGAGAUUAAAGAGCGCGUGGGGAGGUUUGUGGGGCCGGAGGUGGUGCCGACUACGCCUGUGGUGUAG